CUUUUAUGGAAAAUCCAAUUUUUGAUUAAAUGUGGAUUGUGAAUUCAAGUGUGGUACCGUAAUAGGUUGUCACCUGUGCAAUACGUCCAUCCGUGAAAUUUACUUACUACCAAAUAUUCCACAGUCAACUGUUAGUGGUAUUAUAACAAAGUCGAAGCAACUGGGAACAACAGCAACUCAGCCACAAAGUGGUAGGCCACAUAAAAUGACAGAGUGGGGUCAGCGCAUGCUGAAGAGCACAUUGCACAGAAGUCACCAACUGUUUGCAGAGUCAAUAGCUAAAGACAUUCAAACUUUGUAUGACCUUCAGAUUAGCAUAACAACAGUGUGUAGAGAGCUUCAUGAAAUGGGUUUCCUUGGCCGA
Staurois parvus is the source of this 364-nucleotide messenger RNA. The record is from the annotation of a GenBank genome assembly. NCBI's taxonomy places the organism in Eukaryota, Metazoa, Chordata, Amphibia, Anura, Ranidae.